Molecule: messenger RNA, 1839 nt
Organism: Pterocles gutturalis (yellow-throated sandgrouse)
Lineage: Eukaryota; Metazoa; Chordata; Aves; Pterocliformes; Pteroclidae
Product: bromo adjacent homology domain-containing 1 protein-like
Exons: 1
Coding region: 1-1839 (612 amino acids)
Source: RefSeq, a predicted model, not a curated record
AUGACGCAUGCCCGGAAGAAACAACUUUUCCUUCUGAAGCACCCAGCUGGUUCUGCUGGCCAGGCUUCGUCACCGGCGGGCAGCGGGAGGAUGGACAGGACUGAGGCAGAGUGUGGCGAGCAGAGGGACGGCGAUGCCACCGAGGCUCCCAACUGUCCCAGUAGGUUCGUGGGGACAAACAAAACCAAGAAUUUGCACGAAGUGCGGAAGACGUACCCACUGCGGAGACGUCUGCUCCCCUCGGUGAGCAAAAAGACCUGCAAGGUGCUCCUCACCAGGCUGGAGGAUGUGGCAGGGUCUCUGUCCAAACAGACCCAGGGCUGUACAAAACAGGAGCUUCCCAGCUGGAUGGAGGGCUUGGGACCGGCUUUGUUCUCCGAACAAGUUCAGCCUGCGGGAGCGGGGAAGAGUGAUUCAUCUGGGGAAAAGUGCACAAUAACUUAUCCAGGGGCAGAGCAGGACUCCGAUGCUGCUCCGUCAGAGCCCAGGAAGCGCCGGCUGGCCUCGCUCAACGCCGAGGCGGUGAACAAUCUGCUUUUUGAACGGGACGAUGGCUUGCUCUCCGGCAGGCGUUUUCGGAGGGACCCGGUUAAAGCCGGUGCAGACUGUAGCGUUAAGAGCUUGCAUUGCAAAGCUGGGGACAACUGGCCUGCGUUGGAAAAAGCAGCUGUGAAAACAGGUAAAGGCAAAAACCGGCAGGAGCCCAGCCAGAAAUGCAAUAGCUGCGACCAUCCGCUGGAUGAGGUCUUCGAUGAUGGGACAAAGAGGGAGGACGGUGCCAUCUCCUAUCAUCCCACCCCAAAGAGACUGGCCAGCCUGAACGCCGUGGCCUUUCUGAAGCUGACCCAUGAGAAAGACCAACCCCUGAAGCAGAGGAGUAAAUCAGACGGAGAGGGCAAGUCCGAGAACCACUGUUCAAAAUCCACGCUGAAAUGGGCCAAAGCCGGGAGAAGGAAUUGCGUCAAAGCCAAGAAGGAAACGGCGAGCUUAAAAACAGAGGCUCAGCACGGCUGGCGAGGGCUCGCUGCGGGGAAGGGAGAGCAGCGGGACUCCUCCCGGCUCUAUGGGACGGCAGAGCCCCUCCCUUACGAGUCGCUGUCUAGCUCCUACACCAGCACAGAGGGUUUCUACCACAGACUGCCUUUGCUGAUGGGUGGGCAAGCUUCCAUGAAGCCAGAGUACGGAAGACCCGGGGAGAAAUCUCCGACUCCCAAGCAGGAGUUCCAUCAGCCUUCCUUCCCCGUGCAGCAGUUCCCUCCCCUGCCCGUGCCCGGGAAUCACGCGGAUUGUGGAUGUCUGUACGAGUCCUCGGAUCUGACUCCACUGAAUGGGUUUUACGUUUAUUACGGCCAAAGUGGGUACGGUGGCUACUCCCACUGCUCUGUUUACCCCAAGGACGAGCUUUCGCAGCCCGCUGCCUGCGAGGGGCUCUUGGUGUCGCCGGGCUCCUUGCCGUCAGGUGCUCCCUUCCAGCCCCUCCGCUGGUGUCCCUCUCCGUACUGCUGCGGGGAGGGGACGGCGAUGAGCAGCUACAGCGUCUGCGGCGUGGUGCAUGUGCCAGAGGGCAGGGUCAGCAGCGUGCACGCGGGGCGCAACACCUACCCCUACAAAAUGCCUUUUGCAGCAGGUAAGGAGCAAAGCGCGAGCAAAUCUCGUUGGGCGUUCCUGGGAGAAGAGGGCUGGUUCGGCGUGGCAGCGGCUAAUGGAGGGAUCUCCGUGCCGGGAGGCAAGCUGCCUCUGCGCCUGGUGCGGCUGGGCUUGGCAGGCGGGGCGUCGGGAAGAAUCCGCGCUUCGCCUCCCCUUCCCCCAUUUUUAGCCCCGAGGGUUUUUUCCCACUGA